CGUUGGCGGCUGCUGCUGGGCAGGUGCUCGGUGAGUCUGACCUGUCUGCGAGGUCUGCAGCGUCCUCGCGAGAUUUGAGCAUGGCCGAGCCAGGCCGAGGGUGGGUGUCUGGGGUUUCCCAGGAACCUGUGACAUAAGGACUUGGCUGUUCGUGACAAGGUCAGCAAGCGCAGGGGCCCUACAGCCGAGCUGAUCCCGCCCCCUUCCAUGGGCCGAGACCUUGGGCAAACCCUAGGCCUUAGUUUUCCAGUCUUUCAGAGGGGGAUGGUGGUAUUGUAGUUGCCUGCACACAGGAAGUCUGCUAAAAUCAGCAGCAGGGCUGAUCCCCUAUGUCGCAGAUAUCCUGGCGGCCUCAAGGGUCGUUUGUGUGCGUCUUCUCGGUUUGGAUGCUGCUUUGGCAGCCGUCUCUGGCUCAUCUGAGGAAUCCCUGGCCUGAGCCCUUCUGAAUCCCGUGGAUAUAAGACUUGGUCUCUCUCCACAUUGGUUCCUCAGGGAAGAGAGAGAUGACUAGGCAGGUGGAAAGGACCACUGAAGGUCAUGUUAUCUGGAUUCUCUUUCCUGGGUUCUGCUCCUUUUCUUAUCGGCCCUGGUGUUUAUUAAGCUGUGUCUGUACUUCGUGGAUUCCAAGGACAGCCCUUGAGCACAUCUGGGAGGAGGGUGAGAGAGGGAAAUAUGAUGUGGCUGCUGGCCUCCUGGGAAUACACUUCUUCUAGGCUUGGUGAAAGUCUGAGGGUUAGGACCGGGCUUUACUCUACUUUUGAGAAGGAUUUCUGAAGCAGCUUUGUGAUUUGGGAAGCCUGAAGUACCAAUGGGAGACCCUGCAGAGCGACCACCUUCUGUCAGAAGCACACACAAACAAGCAGGUGGCUGCCUGCCCAGCCCAGCACCAUGCACACGCUUGUGUUCCUGAGUAUGCGGCAGGUGCUCCAGUGCCAGUCAGCUGCCUGCCAGGCCUUACCCCUGCUGCCCCGAGAGCUCUUCCCCCUGCUCUUCAAGGUGGCCUUCAUGGACAAGAAGACAGUCGUACUGCGUGAGCUGGUGCACACGUGGCCCUUCCCACUGCUCAGCUUCCAGCAGCUGCUGCAGGAGUGUGCCCACUGCAGCCGGGCCCUGCUGCAGGAGCGGCCCAGCACUGAGAGCAUGCAGGCUGUGAUCCUGGGGCUGACUGCCCGGCUGCACACCCCAGAGGGUGAGGCUGGCACACAACCCUUCUGCAGGAAGCAUGCUCUUCGGGUGCUGGAUAUGACUGGUCUCCUGGAUGAUGGUGUGGAGCAGGACCCUGGUACCAUGAGCAUGUGGGAUUGCACAGCAGCUGUGGCCCGCACAUGCAUUGCCCAGCAGCAGGGCAGGAGUUCGGAGCAUGGGCCGGCUCCUGUCCCUGUGGAGGUUCGUGUGGACCUUCGGGUGAACCGGGCCUCAUAUGCAUUCCUUCGUGAGGCACUCCGAAGCAGCCUAGGCAGCCCGCUUCGGCUCUGCUGCCGGGAUCUCCGGGCUGAGGACCUGCCCAUGCGUAACACCGUGGCCCUGCUGCAGCUUCUGGAUGCAGGCUGCCUGCGCCGUGUGGACCUGCGCUUCAACAAUCUGGGCCUGCGUGGCCUGUCUGUCAUCAUUCCACAUGUGGCCCGUUUUCAGCACUUGGCCAGCCUGAGACUGCACUAUGUACAUGGGGACUCAAGACAGCCCUCCGUGGAUGGUGAGGACAACUUUCGCUACUUCCUGGCUCAGAUGGGCCGUUUCACCUGUCUGCGGGAGCUCAGCAUGGGUUCUUCUCUCCUUUCAGGAAGGCUGGACCAACUGCUCAGCACUCUGCAGAGCCCCUUGGAGAGUUUGGAGCUGGCCUUCUGUGCUCUGAUGCCUGAGGACCUGCAGUUCCUGGCACGGAGCUCCCAUGCUGCCCAUCUCAAAAAGCUGGACCUGAGUGGGAACGACCUGUCAGGCAGCCAGCUGACGCCCUUCCAGGGUCUGUUGCAGGCAGCAAGGGUCACACUGCUGCAUCUUGAGCUGACCGAGUGCCAGCUUGCUGAUGCCCAGCUACUGGCCACACUCCCCACUUUGACUCAGUGUGCCAGUCUCCGCUACCUUGGCCUCUAUGGCAAUCCAUUGUCCAUAGCUGGCCUUAAGGAGCUGCUGCGGGACUCGGUGGUGCAGGCUGAGUUGCGCACUGUGGUGCACCCCUUUCCUGUGGACUGCUAUGAAGGUCUGCCCUGGCCACCACCUGCAUCUGUCCUGCUGGAGGCCUCCAUUAAUGAGGAAAAGUUCGCUCGUGUAGAAGCUGAGUUGCACCAGCUACUGUUGGCCUCAGGCCGUGCCCAUGUGCUCUGGACCACAGACAUCUAUGGUCGCCUGGCUGCAGACUAUUUCAGCCUGUAAGCUCCAGGCUUUGGCUGAUAACACAGGUCAGGAGCCUUGUUGGGACUCUUGGAGGCCUGACACAAAGGCACUGGUCUCAGGCUUCUCACGGGGUCUGCCUUGCUCCUUCGCACACCCUAAGCCUCCUCUUUCCUGCUGUGUUCUUCACUUGGCCUUGCACAUACUUCCUAACUGGCUGACUAUGGGCACUGGGCUGAAUUUCAGGCCUGCUUUAUUCUAUUCAGUGUGGCUGAGCUUUGGCGUCCUGGCCCCCUCUGUGGAUAUUCCUGGGACCCUAGCUGUGAGCUGAGAGGGACAGUGGACUCUGGGUCCUUCCCAAGAGUGCAGUGGGCUGACGUAGGGAUGGCCUACUUCAGGGAGGCAUGGGGCCCCAUCCCUCAUACCCAAACCAACCUGUCAGCUGGCUCUGGGACUGGAGGGUGUUAUGAAGGUACAAACGUGCAGUGUAUCUGGAA
This is a messenger RNA of Chinchilla lanigera (long-tailed chinchilla), 2825 nucleotides long. RefSeq names its product leucine rich repeat containing 14 (gene Lrrc14). Gene Ontology annotation, cellular component: cytoplasm. Gene Ontology annotation, molecular function: kinase binding. The coding region runs from base 889 to 2370 and encodes 493 amino acids. Lineage: Eukaryota; Metazoa; Chordata; Mammalia; Rodentia; Chinchillidae. The record is from RefSeq and is a predicted model, not a curated record. The transcript has 6 exons.